Molecule: messenger RNA, 4560 nt
Organism: Plutella xylostella (diamondback moth)
Lineage: Eukaryota; Metazoa; Arthropoda; Insecta; Lepidoptera; Plutellidae
Gene: Dnmt1
Product: DNA cytosine-5 methyltransferase
Biological process (GO): DNA methylation-dependent constitutive heterochromatin formation; negative regulation of gene expression via chromosomal CpG island methylation
Cellular component (GO): nucleus
Molecular function (GO): DNA binding; zinc ion binding; chromatin binding
Source: RefSeq, a predicted model, not a curated record
UUUGACAGUUUAUGAAUUUACUAACCUCUCUUUUUACGAGCCAAACGUACCUUAAUUUUGUUGUUAUUUAUGUUGGUUUGUUAUUUACUGCACAAAUGUUAAGCGUAGCAGCUUCUCUAAGUUCGUAAUGGAUAAUGCUAUAGUAUUAGUGGAAAAAAUGCCGGUUCCUUUAGGAAUGAUCAGUGCCAAAAGUCCAUCUACAAGGAGUCGGACUCGUAAUCAAUCUGUUUCGCCUUCUACGAGGAAAAAUGGCAAGUCUAAUGGUCACCUAUUGACGAUGGAUGUUUUUACCAAGAAAAGGGCAAGGAGUCCAUCUGCAACAUCGGAAUUAAAUGAGAACCUGAAAAAGCCAAAAAUUGAUCCAGCUGACUUGGAAGACGAAAAAGAAAACCAAAAUAUAGAAAACCAGGAUGAAGUUUUAACCACUGACAAAGCUAACCCUAUUGAUAAAAAAGAAGAUGUAACAGAAAUAAAAAGUAAUGAUAUUGAAAGUGAGACCAUCUCCACAAAAUCCACCUCAGAUGAAAAUAGUGACUGUAAAAAACGAAGACUAAGUGAACCUGACAAUAAAGAUGAUUCAGAAAUUGAUGAAGUUAAUUCUGAUGAAGAUAUUAAGAGUAUUGAUGAUGAAAACAGCAAUUCUGAUGUAAAAAGCGAAGGAGUAAAAAAUAUGAACUGUAAAGAAGAGAGCAACAACAAUGCUCAAGAUCUGAACAAUGAGAGGUGUAAUAUUUGUAGACAAUUUUUGAAUAACUCUGACAUUAUAUUCUACCAAGGACACCCACAGAAUGCUGUGGAAGAGUUUAUAGCUUUGACCAAUGAGAAACUAGUAUUAGCUGCAGGUGAUGAAGGAGACAUCAUGGAGAGACCUCAAACCAACAUCACCGGGUUCUCAAUCUUCGACCAGGAGGGCCACCUGGUGCCCAUCGAUGGAGGUUUAGUGGAGAAUGACAUGAGAAUCUUCAUGUCUGGGUACCUGAAGUCCAUUUGCUCCGAAAACUCAGAUAUUGAUGAGGAAUCUAUACCGGUGAAGGAUGUUGGCCCUAUUGUUGAAUGGUUCAUCCACGGAUUCGACGGAGGCAUGAAAAAUUGCAUCACACUAUCAACAGAGUUCGGCGAAUACAACUUGAUGAAGCCGAGCGCCGAAUAUACUCCUCUCAUGAACAAUCUCUACGAGAAGAUAUGGAUUAGCAAAGUCGUAGUUGAAUACCUAGAAGAGUACCAUUACCUUCAGCCGACGUACGAAGACUUGAUGGAAAUCAUUCGUGAGGCGACGAUACCAGAGUUGGAUGAUGCGAAGAUGACUGAAGAGAUGCUACAUAAGCACGCGCAGUUUGUUUGCGACCAGGUGGUGUGUCUGGAGGCUCAAGAUGAGGAUGAUGAACCGCUCAUCACACUGCCCUGCAUGAGGGAACUCAUCAAGCUCAUGGGCAUCAAGUUCGGCAAACGAAAAACCCGCACCAAAAUUGACUACAAGAAAAUCGACAAGAAAGCCUGGACUAAGGCGACGACGACGCCGUUGGUGCAGAAGACUUUCGAGAGCUUCUUUACGCAUCAGCUGGAUAAGACGAAUAAAGACUUGGUGUUGCGUAGGAAGCGUUGCGGUGUUUGUGAGGCGUGCCAGCGGCCGGACUGUGGCGAGUGCAGCGCGUGCCGAGCCAUGGCCAAAUUCGGCGGCCACGGACGAACUAAAAAGGCAUGUGUCAGCAGAAACUGCCCCAACAUGGCCGUAGAACAAGCCGAAGACUCAGACCCUGACGAUGAGGAGGAGUACAGGAAGAUGGCAGAGAAGAAGGAACACGACAAGAUAGAUGAUGCCGUCCCGGUGAAGCUGACUGGCGCCGGCUCCAGAAAGAUCACCUGGGUCGGCGAGCCAGUCAAGGCUGAUGCUACUAAAGUCUACUACGAGGCUGUCGAGAUUGAUGGAGAGGAGUUAAGGAAUGGCGACUAUGUGAUGGUGGAGACCUCCCAGGCUAAUAUACCCGCGCUCGUCGUGAGGGUCGUGUACAUGUGGAAGGAGACAUUGAACACCAAAUCUGGAUACUUCCACGGAGAGGUGUUCAUCAGAUCUUCAGACACCGUGCUAGGGGAGGUGGGCGACCCUCGCGAGGUAUUCUUAGGGGACCGCUGCUGCCACGGCGCGCCGCUCUCAUCCAUUCUGAGGAAGGCACAUAUAGAAAAGAGGGAAAUACCAGCCAACUGGUUCAAGCUCGGCGGGAAAGAAGUCGAGGACGAAACGUUGGAGGAUGAUGGAAAGACAUACUUCUAUAAAAAGUAUUAUGAAAGGUUCACGGCGCGCUUCGAAGACCUACCAGAGGACCCGGCGUGCCCCAACCCUCUGAGGCAACACAGGUUCUGUCCGUCCUGCGAGCGCAAGACUAGAAAAGACGCCAAAAACAUCCCCAAAGUCAUAGACAAACUGGCGGAGAAAUCCGAAUUCGUUACAGAAGCGAAUAGAACCGAGUGGAGUCUGGUGCGGUGGCAGGACCACGACUACAAGCGCGGCGGCGGAGUGUUCCUCAAACCGGGGACUUUCAACCUGAAGAGCAGUCUGACGUACAGCGACACCAGCAAGCCGAAGCUCGAGAACGUAGACGAGAGUGUAUACCCGGAGUACUAUCGAAAGAGCGACAACAACUUGCGCGGUUCUAACGUGGAUACUGGGGAGCCGUUCUGUGUUGGGCUGGUAGUGGCGGCUACGGCUCGCGGGGCGGGGCCGCUGGUGGUUCCUCAGGAUAUCUAUUUACGAGUGCGCGUCAUGUGCCGGCCCGAGCACACCGCCAGCCGCUUCCCGCAGCACGAGGACCUCAACCUCGUCUACUGGAGCGACGACAUCCGAGAAAUCCCAUUCUCUGCCGUGGUCGGGCCCUGCCACUUAGUACACGAGAAGAACAUACCUAGCGAAAACAAACAGGAGUGGCUCGAGAAGGACCCCAGCAGAUUCUACUUCAGAGAGGCUUUCAGCAGGAAAACGGGCAAGUUUACAGAGGUGCCACCUGAAGCGGAGAGCGUCGGGCGAGUUGACAAAGGCAAGGAGAAGGGCAAAGGGAAAGGGAAGUCCAGCAAAGCGUCCGCUACUACAGAAGCAUCUACGACUGCUUCGGUUCGUCCUUUGCGUACAUUGGACGUGUUCGCGGGCUGCGGGGGGUUAUCUCUGGGGCUGCAUACAGCGGGGGCCGCGGCGCCUCGUUGGGCGGUAGAGCAAGUGGAGCCCGCGGCCCACGCCUAUGAGUUGAACAACCGCGCGUGCACAGUGUUCCGCGAAGACUGCAACGCGUUGCUUCGCGAGGCGCUGGCGGGCGCGGCGCACUGGCGCGGCCGCCGCCUGCCCCGCGCAGGGGAGGUCGAGCUGCUGUGCGGCGGCCCGCCCUGCCAGGGCUUCUCCGGCAUGAACCGGUUCAACCAGCGCGAGUACUCCAACUUCAAGAACUCUUUAGUAGCCUCCUACUUAUCCUACUGCGACUUCUACCGCCCGAAAUACUUCAUACUGGAGAACGUGCGGAAUUUCGUCGCGUUCAAAAAAGGAAUGGUUCUGAAACUGACGUUACGUACGUUACUAGACAUGGGAUACCAGUGCACGUUUGGCAUCCUCCAAGCUGGGAACUACGGGGUGCCUCAGACUCGGCGUCGUCUUAUAAUCCUGGCGUCCGCGCCGGGGUAUAAGCUUCCUUUAUACCCCGAGCCGACGCACGUGUUUAGUCGUCGCGCUUGUUCGCUAACCGCGGCUAUUGACGGCAAGCGCUUCGUCACCAACAUCCAGUGGAACGAGGCGCCGCGACGAACCUGCACUAUAAGAGACGCUAUGAGCGACUUGCCUCCGAUAUCCAACGGAGCGAACCAAUUAGAGCGUGAAUACGGGUCGAUGCCGGAGACGCACUUCCAGCGAUUGGUCCGCGCCGGCGCGACGGAUGAGACCAAACUGAGAGAUCAUAUCUGCAAGAACAUGGCGCCGCUGAUCCAGGCCCGCAUAGCGAGGGUGCCCACCACGCCAGGGUCGGACUGGCGGGACCUGCCCAAUAUAUCUGUCACGCUGUCUGAUGGGACCAAGUGUAAGGUGCUCCAAUACCGGCACCACGACGCCCGCUCAGGCCGCUCCCCUCUGGGCGCGCUUCGCGGCGUCUGCGCCUGCGCCGCCGGGGGGCCCUGCGACCCCGCCGACAAGCAGGAGAACACGCUGAUACCCUGGUGUCUACCGCACACUGCUAAUAGGCAUAACAACUGGGCUGGACUUUAUGGUCGCGUAUCAUGGGACGGCUACUUCAGCACCACAGUGACGGACCCCGAGCCGAUGGGCAAGCAGGGCCGCGUGCUGCACCCGCAGCAGGCGCGCGUGGUGUCCGUGCGAGAGUGUGCGCGCUCGCAGGCCUUCCCCGACACCUACCUGUUCGCGGGCUCUGUGGGCGACAAGCACCGCCAGAUCGGCAACGCGGUGCCUCCGCCGCUGGGCGCCGCGCUCGGCCGCGAGAUACUGAAGGCGCUGGCGCAGAGCAAGAAGAGACUGGACCGACCCGAUGAGUUCAUGGACCAGGAUAACAACUCCAACCAGCUUUAGCUGUAAUG